AUGGAGCGACUUGGCAUGCAGCGCCUGAGGGCGCAGGCGGAGGCGACGCUGCAGGGCAAGGGACGCGCGAUGCUGAUCAUGAGAGCAGACGGUGGCGGAGAGCAUGAGAAGACAGCGGAAGAAGAGCGAGACGGCGGGAGUGAUGAGCGGUUAAGAGAGUUUGCGGAGUUGGAGAUGUUGGGAAAGGCGGACAAGAAUCACUAUAAAGGUGCUUCCGACGUUCACACGUUUGGCAAGAUAGACAGAUCCAGGUUUGAAGCAAAGAAGCGAAAGAUUGCAGCAAGAUAUGAAGCGAGCAAGAAGCUAGAGGAGGUCAAAGAGCAAGAAGCCUCCAUGGCUGGUGGCCAGUGGAUUGACCAGAAUUGGGUAUCAAACUUGGCCUUGAGGGAAAUGGGGGACGGCCUUGUGUUGAAAGACUGGUUGAAAGAAGUAGCCAUAUACCUUGUGCUUGUUUUUGCCUUCACGUACUCGCUGUACUCUGGGAGGAACAAUCGCGAAAAGAUCGAAAUGAAAAGCAUCUUCGUCGAUUUUGUUCAGAGGUCCUUGCAAAACGUCAGCUCGUCAGACGACAUCACCAAGUUUCUACGAAACUUUGGCAGUCAGACAGCAUGUCCCUCAUGCAUGGCUUUCUGGACGAAUUACACAAUGCCGGGGACUGAUGGAAUGAUCCUUGGAAAUGCCUUGACAGGAAGAAUUGAAAUCAUUCAAAACCGCAUCUCUGAAGGAAAAUGCUCCAAGAUCCAUGCAAACUUGGUCAAGCAGGGCCUCAUCGCAGAUGGAGCAUGCUAUCCUCCUUGGAACCCGGAGGCAGAAGCUCAGACUUUUACGAUAGCCAACGACGUCGCGCCGACCCAGGCUGGAUCCCUUCCCUUCUUCAAGUACCGGUCUUCUGCUCUUGCUGGCUUCACAGGCGUCAGCGGCACAUAUCCAGCGAGUGGGUUCGUGGCGAGUUUCACUUCAGCCGACGCUGCCGCCACUAUCGAGUCCCUCAUCGCAAACCAGUGGGUCGACGCCAAGACAAGAUUCGUCCUUGUGGCGUUUGCAGUCUACAAUCUUGAGAUGCAAUUCUUCGUCUUGUCAGAUGUGGCGUUUGAGCUGCUUUCCAACGGAGCAACCAUCAUACAUCAGUCCUCAGACACCAUAGUACCCAGUCGGUACGACAUGGGAUCUUUCAGCGGGCUGAUAAGGAUUGCCAUGCUCGCCCUUGUAUUCUUGAUGGUGAUCUAUUACGCAUUUGAAGAGCUCGAUAGCUGCAGGAGAAAUGGGCUGAAGAAAUAUCGAACACCAGGAUGGGGUUACGUCGAGCUUACCAAUAUCUUGCUGUUCGUGCUCUUUGGGUUCUUGAAGCUGGCGAAUUACAUCUCCUAUCAAAUCAUGAUCUACCAGAAGUCAGACUACAACUCGUUGCUAUCGAGGUUGCGAUCUCUUGCGAAGAGUUAUUUCAUCGAAGACCAGGUUGCUGGGCUGAUUGCAUUCUUGCUCUGGUUCAAGCUGCUAAAGUACAUCUGCAUCCACAAGAACCUGCUCCUGUACACCAAGGCUCUAGAGCACGGCUUCUUCGAGUUUGUUUCCCUCGGCGCCAUCUUCUGCCCCCUCUGGUUUGGCUAUGGGAUCAUGGGAUACAUGCUCUUCGGCGAGACCUCGGAGCAAUUUUCUUCCAUCACCCGAUCUUGUCAAUCCUUGAUCCUUGGCAUGUACGGCCAUCUGGACUUCAUCAAGCUGCAGGAGGAGAUUGGGGACGCAGGCAUCGCCUUCACCAUGAUCUGGAUCUUCAUGAGCACCUCAACCUUCUUCAACGUCACGGUAGCGUUCAUGAUUGAGGCUCUGAAUGUCGUGUCCUCCGACGAGGCGACGCUGAGGACACAGACUGUGCUGGACAAGGUCCGUGAGCUGAUCGAGAGGAGGAAUGCGGAGUUGAAGGAGUUCAGGAAGAGCGCUUCGAAGCAGCACAGGAAGAAGGCUCGCAAGUCUGCUGGGAAGAGAUCAUGCUUUCCAUGCUGCUCCAGUGCUCAGGUAGCCGACGAGGAGGACGAGGAGGUGCAGGAGGUGGAGGUGGAGGGAGAGGCGGAGCGAAAUGAGGAGCUGGAAGAAAUCGAGAGGGAGCCGAAGCGCAGGCAGAGCAGCAUCGUGGAAGAGAAUUGGAACCCAUGGACCCCACCGGAGUGA
This is a messenger RNA of Guillardia theta CCMP2712, 2166 nucleotides long. RefSeq lists its product as hypothetical. Gene Ontology annotation, cellular component: membrane. Bases 1 to 2166 code for a protein of 721 amino acids. Gene Ontology annotation, molecular function: calcium ion binding. The transcript has 4 exons. The record is from RefSeq and is a predicted model, not a curated record. Lineage: Eukaryota; Cryptophyceae; Pyrenomonadales; Geminigeraceae.